CUGAUUCGUAGGCUAAAUUGAUUGCAUGUUGGGGAGAAAAAUAUAGGUCGUAAAGCAGGACCUGGCAACUUCGCUUAACAUCUUAUGGAACAAAACGUCCAGGGAAAAGAUAGACUUCGGUUAAGUCUUCCUCGGUUAUUGAUACUCAGUUUUAACCACUCUGUCCAUUUCAUGAAGUAUUUUCCUAAAAUAUCUGAAUAUCGCGAGUGCACCUCAUGGCCACUAGGAUCAGAGUCGUGGUCAUUUGACCUCACAACCAAAUCAUAGCUAGAAAAUUUAUGCACAAUCUAAUUUGGCUUUC
This is a messenger RNA of Babjeviella inositovora NRRL Y-12698, 301 nucleotides long. RefSeq lists its product as uncharacterized. The record is from RefSeq and is a predicted model, not a curated record. The coding region runs from base 85 to 267 and encodes 60 amino acids. The transcript has a single exon. Lineage: Eukaryota; Fungi; Ascomycota; Pichiomycetes; Serinales.